CAGCGCCCGCCUAGUAGCGUCGAGGUCCUUCAUUCGCCCACGACUAUCCCACGAACCGAGCAUCUUGCUGCCAAAGUCCGCCCAAGAUCUACAGAGCCUUCGCUCUGGAUCUACCUGAGAUAGCAUCACGGUUCUCAAGACCUUAUGCGACUUGGAACGAGCUAUACCGGCCUAGCAUUCCAGCAAUCGCACCGAGGACCGCCAGUCGACUCUUCGCUACAUAGUACUAGUGCUUGAAAUAUCAGCGCUUUUCGUCGCUCGAACGUGGAUAUUGGGCGGGCAGCUGGCCCGGGGCAUCAACUGAACCGAGUGCGCAACUGCGUCACGUCCAAGGCUAGCUCCCGACUUGAUCAAACAGGCAACUUUCCUCCGUCGAACUUGCGCUUCCCGCUCUUGCGCCGCCCACCAUUGUGCUUGGCUUGUUGCGAAAAGUCUACACCUAUCCCCCCAAAAUGUUUUUCCUCCACAACCUCGAGCGGGUGGUCUCGCUUCACCCGUCAUUUUUUGGCAAAAACAUGCACGAAAUUGUGGUGCAGAGACUGCUUGCAGACACCGAGGGAACGUGCCAGGGCGAUUUUUACAUCAUUUCCGUCAUGGACGCCGUCGAUAUCUCGCCCGGAAAGAUUGUUCCUGGCAACGCGAUGGCCGAGUUCACCGUAAACUACCGCGCCGUGGUUUGGCGUCCCUUCAAGGGGCAGACUGUUGACGGCAUUGUCGACUCGGUGAACCAACACGGCUUCUUUAUCGCAGUUGGUCCCCUCAGGGUAUUCAUAACGAAGCAGAUGUGCCCACCAGAUGUCAUUUAUGAUGCGAAUGCAAGCCCGCCAGUGUUUACAGAUAAGGACACUUGGCUUGUCGAUGUUGGCACUUUGUGCAGGGCGCGCAUCAUCGGUCUCAGAAGUGAGGUGGACACAAUGUGGGCUAUUGGUACCGUCAAUGAGGACUUCCUCGGGUAAUUCACAUUCCACAUCCUAGCCACUUCUGGUUUCUACUUGGCCAAUACUAACAUACUCGUCCCAGCCCUCUUGAGUCUACUUGAGUUUGGACUUGGUAAACAAGGCAUCAUUUCGAAUUGGUCAUGGUUCGGGGUUUUGCCUGCAUGAUGCAAGAGGCCAUAAUGCAUCCUCACCACCUGAAUUAGGGAGGCUCGUCGGCAUGGGAACCACCGUGCCCCCAAAUAAGAUGGGCUACAUGAUAUAGCUCGGUGUGUAGGAAAACUGACCGCUUCUUGGCAAGUAGGUAUACAGAAACGCAUGGGCAUAUCUGCCAAGAUUUGUUCCAGGGUUUUCCUUGUCUUAUUUUCUGUUCAUACAACCUCGAUGCGCAAUUCAGGCUCACUCAGGGUUUGUGUUAAUGCUAUUGGGAUACCCAACAAAAAACCAACCUCACAAUUUGUGGGAUGCAACCACGGAUACACAAGAAUCACUUGAUCGCUUAAGCAAAUAGACUCGCCUUUCUUCAUGAGAUAGGAGCAGAUUUGUUUGGUUGCCCGUAAAGAUCUUUUCAAAAUUGAAGCUCAGGUUUAACUUUAUUCUGCAGAACUGCACCGUCUAGAGCUAUCAUGUAAUGGGAAC
This is a messenger RNA of Pyricularia grisea, 1574 nucleotides long. RefSeq lists its product as uncharacterized. NCBI's taxonomy places the organism in Eukaryota, Fungi, Ascomycota, Sordariomycetes, Magnaporthales, Pyriculariaceae. Gene Ontology annotation, molecular function: single-stranded RNA binding; single-stranded DNA binding; translation initiation factor binding. The record is from RefSeq and is a predicted model, not a curated record. The transcript is spliced from 3 exons. Gene Ontology annotation, cellular component: RNA polymerase II, core complex; P-body. The coding region runs from base 453 to 956 and encodes 167 amino acids. Gene Ontology annotation, biological process: DNA-templated transcription; positive regulation of translational initiation; positive regulation of nuclear-transcribed mRNA poly(A) tail shortening.